AUGGCUGAAUUAGCAGCAUUACUACAAACUGAGAUCCCCGAGGGGCGCAGCCAUCUAACAGACAGCCACACUAAUCUAGAACGUGUGGCUGAUUACUGUGAGGCGAAUUAUUUUCAGUCAGAAAAUAAAAGGCUGGCUCUGGAGAGUACCAAAAACUACACAACACAAUCAUUAGCUAGUGUUGCAUAUCAAAUAAAUACACUUGCUUACAACUUCCUGCAAUUGCUUGAAUUACAAACAAUGCAGUUGGCGGAGAUGGAAGGACAAAUGAACCAUAUUGCCCAAACUGUAGCCAUUCACAAGGAGAAAGUGGCUAGACGAGAAAUUGGAGUGUUGACUGCAAAUAAGGUGACUAACAGGCAGUACAAAAUCAUUGCUCCUGCAAACCCUGAGAAACCUAUCAAAUAUGUGAGGAAGAGUAUUGACUACACAGCUCUGGAUGAUAUUGGCCAUGGUGCUCGCUGGAAUGGAGCUGCAAGUGGAACUCCAAGAGGUCGGCGAUCAGGUUCUACUCCUAGUGCGGCAACACUACCUGCACCCACCACAAAGCCGCCCACACCACCAGCUGCUGUGCGAGCUGCUGCAGCUGCUAAUACUGGGACGUUAGGUCGCGGUACAUUGGGUAAAUCUUCACGUGAGUACCGCACACCACCAGCUGUGGCCCCGCCGCAAGUGCCUUCGCACUAUGCGCCAAAUUAUCCGCGUCGCCCGCCUGGCUACUCUACUUUGCCUGUAGCACAACCUCAGGUGGGGAUGGUGCAUCCAAACCAGCAUCAAGCUACUUCCAACUAUUCUCAACAAGAUUUGCAUUCCAGUAUGCCACCACCACCCUCUCCUUUGAUUGGGUCUGAUGGUGAACACAGCCAACAUUCCAUGAGCCUGCCUGGGCAGCGUGCGUCAUCGUCUUCAGCUGGAGGAGGUUCCAUUAGGGGCGGAUCAGUGUCACCUCCACUGCCUCCACCACCGAUGGACGAUGAGUUGGCGCAUGACGGCUUUGGAAGACCUCACCAUAUGAAUAGCAAGAUGGGAGCUCCCUACUCAAAUGCGGUACCCGCUAUAGUACCCGACGAAGAAGACUUACCUGGAUGGGUGCCCAAGAAUUACAUUGAGAAAGUUGUCGCCAUUUAUGAUUACUAUGCUGACAAAGAAGACGAAUUAUCAUUCCAAGAGAGUGCAGUAAUUUAUGUGUUGAAGAAGAAUGAUGAUGGUUGGUGGGAGGGCGUUAUGGACGGUGUCACGGGACUCUUCCCAGGAAACUACGUGGAACCUUGUGUGUAA
Spodoptera littoralis (African cotton leafworm) is the source of this 1278-nucleotide messenger RNA. Lineage: Eukaryota; Metazoa; Arthropoda; Insecta; Lepidoptera; Noctuidae. The record is from the annotation of a GenBank genome assembly.